This is a messenger RNA of Chinchilla lanigera (long-tailed chinchilla), 2300 nucleotides long. It is a transcript of the gene Drd2, whose product is annotated as dopamine receptor D2. The record is from RefSeq and is a predicted model, not a curated record. Lineage: Eukaryota; Metazoa; Chordata; Mammalia; Rodentia; Chinchillidae. Gene Ontology annotation, biological process: adenylate cyclase-activating adrenergic receptor signaling pathway; adenylate cyclase-inhibiting dopamine receptor signaling pathway. Gene Ontology annotation, molecular function: G protein-coupled receptor activity; dopamine neurotransmitter receptor activity, coupled via Gi/Go. The transcript is spliced from 8 exons. Bases 116 to 1447 code for a protein of 443 amino acids. Gene Ontology annotation, cellular component: glutamatergic synapse; presynaptic membrane.
GGCGGCCGCGCGUGGAUGCGGCGGGAGCCCGAAGCCUCGAGCAGCCGGCGCCGACUCUGCCCCCGGGCGCCCUAUGGCUUGAAGAGCCUUGCCGCCCAGUGGCUCCGCUGCCCCAAUGGAUCCACUGAAUCUGUCCUGGUAUGAUGACGAUCUGGAACGGCAGAACUGGAGCCGAUCCUUCAAUGGGUCGGAAGGAAAGGUGGACCGGCCCCACUACAACUACUAUGCCAUGCUGCUCACCCUUCUCAUCUUCGUCAUUGUCUUCGGCAACGUGCUGGUAUGCAUGGCUGUGUCCCGCGAGAAGGCACUGCAGACGACCACCAACUACCUGAUCGUCAGCCUCGCGGUGGCCGACCUGCUUGUUGCCACGCUGGUCAUGCCCUGGGUUGUCUACCUGGAGGUGGUGGGCGAGUGGAAAUUCAGCAGGAUCCAUUGUGACAUCUUCGUCACUCUGGAUGUCAUGAUGUGCACGGCAAGCAUCCUGAACCUGUGUGCCAUCAGCAUCGACAGGUACACAGCUGUAGCCAUGCCCAUGCUGUACAACACGCGCUACAGCUCCAAGCGCCGGGUCACCGUCAUGAUUGCCAUUGUCUGGGUCCUGUCGUUCACCAUCUCCUGUCCACUGCUCUUUGGACUCAAUAAUACAGACCAGAAUGAGUGCAUCAUCGCCAACCCUGCCUUUGUGGUCUAUUCCUCCAUUGUGUCCUUCUACGUGCCCUUCAUCGUCACCCUGCUGGUCUACAUCAAGAUCUACAUUGUGCUCCGCAAACGCCGCAAGCGGGUCAACACCAAGCGCAGCAGCCGAGCUUUCCGGGCCAACCUGAGGGCCCCACUCAAGGGCAACUGUACUCACCCUGAGGACAUGAAACUCUGCACCGUUAUCAUGAAGUCUAAUGGGAGUUUCCCAGUGAACAGGCGGAGAAUGGAGGCUGCCCGCCGAGCCCAGGAGCUGGAGAUGGAGAUUGUCUCCAGCACCAGCCCUCCCGAGAGGACCCGGUACAGCCCUAUCCCGCCCAGCCACCACCAGCUGACUCUCCCUGCCCAGUCCCACCAUGGCCUCCACAGCACUCCCGACAGCCCCGCCAAGCCAGAGAAGAAUGGGCAUGCCAAAGACCACCCCAAGAUUGCCAAGAUCUUUGAGAUCCAGUCCAUGCCCAAUGGCAAAACCCGGACCUCGCUCAAGACCAUGAGCCGUAGGAAGCUCUCCCAGCAGAAGGAGAAGAAAGCCACUCAGAUGCUCGCCAUUGUUCUCGGCGUAUUCAUCAUCUGCUGGCUGCCCUUCUUCAUCACGCACAUCCUCAACAUACACUGUGACUGCAACAUCCCGCCAGUCCUGUACAGCGCCUUCACGUGGCUGGGCUACGUCAACAGCGCCGUGAACCCCAUCAUCUACACGACCUUCAAUAUCGAGUUCCGCAAGGCCUUCCUGAAGAUUCUACACUGCUGACUCUGCCGCCUGCCUGCGCAGCAGCCGCCUCCCACCUCCGGGCCCAGGCUCUCUGGGCCUCGUCCUUGCGAGCUAUACGCAGAAAGGCCCUGAGGGACGGGGCCUUCUCUUCACCCUGCAGGCCUGGCUGUGUUUACCUGGCUCUGUGCCCCUCUGCCCACACACCCCCUUUCUGCCAGGGCAAGGCAGAGCCGGGUAUGGUACCAGCCCUGGGACAGGACCUACGGCUCAGAGCAGCUCACAGAGUCUCCCUCCCACCUCCAGGCCCUCUCUCCUUGGCACCAAAGAUGUAGCCGCCCUCCUUGACCUUUCUCUGGGGCAGCGGGGUCUCUGGAGUUACUAGGACCAGAGUCAAGGCUAAAUGGGCAAGCACACUUUAUUGGGUUUCCCCUGGCUUUUGUGGGCCUGUGCUGGAGUAGGAGGGAUGGUUCUCACCCUACAAAGCUCACAGGGGGCAGGCCUGGAAAACUUCAGCCCUGGGAGAGCCAUGGAAAUACCAGAUAGCACAUGGACCCCAGAGGAGGCCAAGCCAAAAGUCUGAGCUCCCUCCCAACUGGAAGUGAGCCCUACCUUCCUCCGCUCUGGCUCUGACUCACCCCACUCUGUUAUAGCGCCCAUACAGUUCUACACCUUCAGAGGGAGGAACCCUGAUCUCCAAGGGCCCUGAGGGGGUCUGUGGAGAGAGAAACUCCAGCGCCCACCCCCCUCGGCCACUUCUCUUCUGUUCCCUAUGCUGGCCAGCCUGGAAAGUCAAGUAUUGGACCCACAUCUGGGCCUGACUUGGGGGACUUUGGAGGUUCUUUGAGAGUCCACCUCCUGCCACAUCUGACAUAAAGUCUCUCCCUUUGUUUUU